ACGAUUCGUAACUUUCGUUUUUAUGAGUUUGCGGGGGAAGAGUGCGUGUAUGUGUGGAUAUGCAAUGUGUCUGCAAAAUUUGAGCGAUUAAAAAAAACUCAACCUUCGAAUUCAAAUGGAAUCGCUCUAAAGAGAAAUGCAUUCGAGAGUACAGGCAGUAAAACGCCAUACAUGUGCAUUAUCUGGAACAGACGUCUGCAAAAAAAAAGGAUCCAGAUUACAUGUGCAAGGUUUGACCGCCAAUACAAAGCUUGGGCGAAAGCCAAUUCUGCCGCAGAAACUGGAAAAACUUUUGGUGAGUUACUUACUAGAAAUGGAAAGGCGAUUUUUCGGUAUGACGUGGACAGACUUGAAAAGACUGGCAUUUCAGUUGGCAAGAUCAAACAAUUUGCCAUCUACGUUUAAUGGUGAUGAAGAGAUGGCAGGUAAAAAGUGGCUGAAAUUGUUUAUGGCUAGGAAUCCGACAUUGAGCUUUAGAAAACCAGAAUCAACAUCGAUCGCCAGAGUACGUGGAUUUAAUCGUGAAAGUGUAAAUUAUUUCUUCGAUCUAUUAGAAGAAGUUGGAAUCGAUAAAUUUCCACCACAUCGAAUAUACAAUGUAGAUGAGACAGGAGUUAGCGUCGUCCAAUCGAGAAAACCGGAAAUUAUUGCUCUAAAAGGCAAGAAGCAAGUUGGAGUUUUGUCAGCUGCAGAAAGAGGCGCUUUAAUAACGGUAGUUUGUUCGAUGAGCCCUGCUGGAAGUUUUGUACCGCCAGCCAAGAAAAUACCGCCUCCUUCGGCAAAAGACGGUGCGCCAGCUGGUGUCACAGUUCUGGUUGGAUUCAAACGUCAAUUUUCACGGAUUGGUUUCGAAACUUCUUGAAAUUUGUAAAACCGACCGAAGAAGAUCCUGCGCUGCUAAUUUUAGAUGGUCAUUAUAGUCAUACUCGCAAUUUGGAGGUUAUCGAACUGGCCCGGUCGAAUUUUGUUACUUUGCUGUCAAUCCCACCUCAUACCAGCCAUCGACUACAGGCGCUGGACAUCACCUUUAUGGGUCCUUUUAAAACCUACUACGCUAACGAAAUCAGAAACUUCUAUUACGAGUUCAAACGACCGGUUGAGGUAAAAGAUGUCGCUCGAUUAGUGGGAAACGCAUUCCAUCAAACUUGCCAAUACAACACUGCCUAUAAUGGAUUCAAAAACAGCGGCAUCAGCCCAUAUAACAAAAAUAUCUCUCCCGGCUCUGUUUAUCGAAGAAGCGAUUGGCAUUAAAAAAAGAGGUUGAGAUAAUUCCAAUCGGAGUACAGACAGAUGGCUCGAAAAUUGCGAAACCUGUGGAUACGCCAUCUCCUCAAAUUCGACCAAUCAGGACUUUACCUCCAAAGGCCGAAUCUGCAACGCCUUCCAUCUCCAUUCCGACAACACCUAAUCAGUCGUCUACUCCAACUGUGGCCACACUAUUGGUAAACUAUUUCUCUCCUGAAUAUAUCAGAGAAAUACCUGCUCUAAUAAACAAAAAAGCGACGAAUAGAGGCAGACCAGCUUAGAAAUCAACCAUUCUAACGACAUCUCCUUACAAAAAUGAAUAAGCAAGAUCGAUAGCUGCCAAAGAGAAGCGAGAAGCAAAAAAAACUGCAAGAAAAAUGGACCGUACAAAUAAUUCUAGAAAGAAAGAAAAAAGUGCUCCAAAAAAUCUGAAAAAAUGUGCGCAAAAUAUCACGAAAAGUUCCUUACCGACUAGCGACUCAAAACCUAAGAAAACGUCCACGCUGACCAAAACCUCUGAUACCGAGAAACCCGGUUGUAGCGGUGUUCUUCCCAGAGAACGCGUCGUGAAGUACUCUUCUUCCAGCGAAAGCGAAGAUAUCGGGAAUAUCAAUGACGAUGGUG
Messenger RNA from Toxorhynchites rutilus septentrionalis, 1869 nucleotides. RefSeq lists its product as uncharacterized. Bases 137 to 862 code for a protein of 241 amino acids. The transcript is spliced from 5 exons. Lineage: Eukaryota; Metazoa; Arthropoda; Insecta; Diptera; Culicidae. The record is from RefSeq and is a predicted model, not a curated record.